Molecule: messenger RNA, 687 nt
Organism: Macroventuria anomochaeta
Lineage: Eukaryota; Fungi; Ascomycota; Dothideomycetes; Pleosporales; Didymellaceae
Exons: 2
Coding region: 1-687 (228 amino acids)
Source: RefSeq, a predicted model, not a curated record
AUGCUUUUCUCCACUAUCCUCGCUGCCGGGCUUGCCCAGGCCUUGACCGCUUCCGCUGCCACUAUGAUGGUCACCGUCGCGGCGAACAACAAGUUCCAGUUCACUCCCAACUCGGUGACCGCCCAGCCUGGAGACAUGGUCGCUUUCAACUUCGUCGCUCAGAACCACUCUGUCGCUUCAUCCACUGCCAACAACCCUUGCCAGCCCGAGAAGAACGCUAUCUUCUCUGACUUCCAGCCUAUCCCCGGAAACCCCAAUGGGAGCCCCAACGGCGGUGGCAACGCUGGUGGCAAGAACAAGAACAACAACCGCCAAGCCGGCAACACGCCCAUGUUUAUGGUCCCCAUCACCGACACCGACCCCAUCUACAUCUACUGCUCCCAGGCCCAGCAUUGCCAGCAAGGCAUGGUCAUGGUCAUCAACCCUCCUAACGGCAAUGCUGUCACCCAGUACCAGAACAAGGCUGCCCAGGCCAACAACAACGUCUCUCCCAAGGGCGGCAUGUCCGGCGGUUCCAUCACAAACAACAAGGCUGGCACCAACCCCAAGAACGUUCUCGGUGCGACUGCUGGUGAUGCUGCUGCUACUGCGAACACAAGCAACAACGGCAAGAAGAACGGUGGUGGCAAUGGUGGCGGCGCCGCUGCUGGCCUUGCGGCUCUCCUCGGCGGUGGAAAGGGAAACUAA